Messenger RNA from Schistosoma haematobium, 366 nucleotides. RefSeq lists its product as uncharacterized. The transcript has 3 exons. The coding region runs from base 1 to 366 and encodes 121 amino acids. The record is from RefSeq and is a predicted model, not a curated record. Lineage: Eukaryota; Metazoa; Platyhelminthes; Trematoda; Strigeidida; Schistosomatidae.
AUGAAUGAAGAGAAAUACGUUCCUUCAUUGGCUUUAAAAUCUUCAUUGUAUUGCAGUGUUCAGUACCAUACUUCGUUACAAAUGAUUAAGGGUAUGGGUUUCCUCGAAGGUAGUCACUUAUCAGUGCAUGCUCUUUCCCCAGCUUUUCUAUUUGGUACCUUAUUCGUGUUCGGUGGUCCAGUUAGAAAGCCCAUAACUGAUGCAACUAGAUCUCUUGUUUCAUGUUUUAUAUUCUGUUCUAGUAAAAUUGUAUCCUCAGUAUUGGAUUUUUGUGAUAAGUUGGGUUUCGGAAUUGUGGAAGUCGAACUGUUUUCUGCAUGGAUAAUUUGCUUACAAACUAGUUCAGCAAAAUUUCAAUUGACUUGA